GCUUGUCGGGUGCCAUCCAUUGUCUUAGUAAGAUCUUUCUACUGAUGCACAUGCGGCAAACUUACAAGUUUGAUUCCAAAAAACUACCUAGUCUCAAACGUCACUAACUCAAGGUCUAUACAUAAAGGCGCUUGAAAUUUUACGUGGACUUCUUUAUGCUUCAACUCUUAUACAGGACAUUGGCCUAAAGAGGAAACUCAUUUACUCUUACAAGACGACCCUCCACCGAGGUUUUUCCUCUGUCACUGACUCGAGGACACCUGGUAAAUGGUCGGUCGGGACGGGGUCGGUGUCUUGCGUAAGAAACUUAGUACAGGUUUGCUUGCUCGAGCCCGUGUUCAAUUUAUGCAGUCUCCCUUAACCAAAGCAAACUCAGAAAUUGCAGGUGACCCGAUGGCUCUGCUGAUCCCAUGUAACUUCAGCCACGAGGCUGCGGUUGGAGCCUUCGACGCAGCCUUCUUUGAACGGGGCGUUCUCCACGUUCAAAGAUGACUCGAAGAUGUCGAGGUGGUGCCUGCAGGUUCGAGCCAAAUGCCCGUUUGGCGUCCGAUGCGUCGAGCUCUCAGCUUCCAGGCAGCUACGGUUCUUCGUUGCGUCGACUUCGGAAUCUGAAAUUGUCCCAAAGGACUUACCUCUCGAUGGAGAGGUGUUCGGCAAGAUAUUGGACCGGAACCCAGAUAUCAGAACACUGAAAAAGCUGCAUUCGAACAUAUUCAGGGAUCAAGUCCUGCGCGCGGACCCAGUCCUUGGCGUCAAACUGAUGCGAGCUUAUGCUGCUCGUGGCAAACCGGAGACCGCCCGCCAGGUGUUCGAUGAAGUGUGCGAAAGGAAUGUGAUUAUCUACAAUGUCAUGAUCAGGAGCUAUGUGAACAACCGCCAGUAUCGCGAUGCGCUGGUGCUUUUCAAAGACAUGUUGGGCUGUGGAUAUGUUCCCGAUAAUUAUACGUACCCUUGCGUGUUGAAAGCAUGCUCCGGGUCCAGUAAUAAGGUGGCCGGGCUUCAAAUUCAUGCUGCAGCGGUGAGAGUUGGGCAGGACUCAUGUUUGUUUGUCGGGAACGGUUUAGUUGCAAUGUAUGGGAAAUGCGGUUGUCUAGCGGAGGCACGUCAAGUUCUUGAUGAGAUGCCCGGAAGAGAUGUAGUUUCGUGGAACUCCAUGGUUGCCUGUUACGCACAGAAUGGCCAGUUUGACAGUGCCUUGAGGGUUUGUAGGGAAAUGGAAUUAUUAAAGGUAGGGUACAAUUCUGGAACAAUGGCUAGCCUCUUGCCGGCCGUGAGUAAUGCAUCAGCCGAAAGUGUUGAGUAUGUGGAGAAGAUGUUCUUGAAGAUGGAUAAAAGUAACUUGAUCUCUUGGAAUGUGAUGAUUGCUGUCUAUGUGAAUAACUCGAUGCCCGCCAAAGCUGUUGAUCUCUUUUCACAGAUGGAAGCGCAUAAAGUUGAGCCAGAUGUCAUUACUUUUGCUAGUAUUCUGCCAGCUUGUGGAGAUCUCUCUGCUCUGUCAUUGGGAAGGAAAAUUCAUGAAUGUGUGGAGAGGAAGAAGCUUCGACCAAAUUUGUUGUUAGAGAAUGCUUUAAUUGACAUGUAUGCUAAGUGUGGUUGUUUGUCUGAUGCAAGGCAAGUGUUUGACAAAUUAAUUGUUCGAGAUGUCAUUUCAUGGACUUCAAUGAUCUCUGCUUAUGGCAUAAGUGGGCUUGGUCGCGAUGCAGUGGCUCUUUUUUCAAGAAUGCAAAAUUCAGGUCUCGAACCGGAUUCCAUUGCUUUUGUGUCAGUUCUGUCCGCUUGCAGUCACACAGGACUUCUGGACGAGGGGCGUCGUUACUUUAAUCUAAUGAUCGAGGAGCAUGGGAUUGAACCACGUCUAGAACACUUCUCUUGCAUGGCAGAUUUAUUAGGACGUGCUGGGAAAGUAGAUGAGGCAUAUCGUCUCAUACAGAAAAUGCCGAUUGAGCCUAAUGAAAGAGUUUGGGGAGCUCUCUUGGGUGCUUGUCGGGUCUACUCAAACAUGAAAAUUGGGCUUCUGGCUGCUGAUUGUCUCUUUCAAUUGGUUCCAGAGCAGUCAGGUUAUUACGUUCUUUUGUCUAACAUUUAUGCAAAAGCUGGUAGAUGGCAAGAUGUAGCAAAGGUAAGAUCAACCAUGAAGAGUAAAGGAAUUAAGAAAGCACCUGGUGUUAGUAAUUUUGAGCUUAACAACAUAGUCCACACCUUUCUUGCUGGUGACCAAUCUCAUCCGCAGUCCACACGAAUCUACGAAGAAUUAGACAUACUAGUGGGGAAGAUGAGAGGGCUUGGCUACGUUCCUGAGACAGAUUCAACUCUUCAUGAUGUGGAGGAUGAAGAUAAGGAUGGUCAUCUAGCAGUUCAUAGUGAGAAGCUGGCAAUUGUUUUUGCUCUCCUGAAUACUGAGCCAGGGACGCCAAUUAGAAUUACCAAAAAUCUUCGUAUAUGUGGGGAUUGCCAUACUGCAUCCAGGCUAAUAUCAAAAAUUACACAGCGUGAAAUAAUCAUUAGAGAUACCAAUAGAUUUCACAAUUUCGUAGAUGGAGUCUGUUCCUGUGGAGAUUAUUGGUGACAGUCCACAUGAUAUCUCGUGCAUCGUCAUGGAGUAUUGAUUGAGGAGAAAUUUUGGAGGCACAGAAAGAAGAUUACGUCCCGACCAUAUCAAGUGACGAUCCUCUCGAAGGUGUUUAAGGAGAUCCCUCGAAGAUACUGAAGGAAGUCAGUACUUCAUUAGUUCAACAUUAUAAUUCGGUAAGCAAUAGGCUCUGCAAUGUUCGGAAACAGAAGGAAGUGGCAAGCUUACGCUUGACUAGUAUUCCUUGCUGGAGGUCAGAAUCUUUGUGACUAAUGAAACAGUUAUCUCCUGAUUGGAAGACCAAUUGGCCUUCCUCCAAUUUUCGCUUCUCAGAGGCUACCGAGCUAAUGGAGGAUUCUUCCUGCGAGUCAAUGAUGAAAGUAGCACCCUCUCAGGCAGCAAGAGCAAAGAGCAUAGAAGAUGGACAGUCCUGUCCUUUGCAAGCGCGCUUCUAUUUUUGACUUAACUGUUUCGGCGGCGGCUAUUCAGCUAUUUCUACCGCCUUGUAAUGAAGAUAAGUUGCAGGAUUCUGUUUUUAUUUCAUAUCUUGAGACAGAUUCACAGAAAUCAUAUGAAACAAAUGUCCAUUCAAGUGAGCAA
Molecule: messenger RNA, 3169 nt
Organism: Eucalyptus grandis
Lineage: Eukaryota; Viridiplantae; Streptophyta; Magnoliopsida; Myrtales; Myrtaceae
Product: putative pentatricopeptide repeat-containing protein At3g49142
Exons: 2
Coding region: 500-2566 (688 amino acids)
Biological process (GO): RNA modification
Molecular function (GO): zinc ion binding; protein binding; RNA binding
Source: RefSeq, a predicted model, not a curated record